Molecule: messenger RNA, 2407 nt
Organism: Acanthaster planci (crown-of-thorns starfish)
Lineage: Eukaryota; Metazoa; Echinodermata; Asteroidea; Valvatida; Acanthasteridae
Product: galactosylceramide sulfotransferase-like
Biological process (GO): glycolipid biosynthetic process
Cellular component (GO): membrane
Molecular function (GO): galactosylceramide sulfotransferase activity
Source: RefSeq, a predicted model, not a curated record
CGUACAUCCGAUGUCCAUGUUUCCCUUGCUCAAACUCAAGACAACUCUCCAUCUUGCGCCGCUAGGUGGCGCUAUACGACCUUAAAACAUCUGCCAGGCAUGGAGGCAUGAGCUAUUAUCUACAUGCAUAGAUUUUUGGUUCUUGUGCGGAACAAACACGCACACGUAUCCACGUACGUCAAGAGAGAGUGCAGAUUUGUCAUACCUGUAACUUGGUAGUGCACAUGUACGAGGCUGUAGAGUACUGUGUAGAUACAAAGACACCAAAGUAUCCUCCAAAUAUCUUGGGCAAGUUGGUGGGUCUGAGUCUAACGUGUCAACCAGCAUAGAAUGCUUUCCUCCUCGGUGUGAAGAAGGUUCUGUAUGCUACACUACCCAUCAUGAGCCUGGGCUAGCCAGCCUCCUCGGGGGGCGGAGUCUGCAGCCAUGAGUAUUAUGAAGGCGUUCCUGGGGACCCUGAUCCUUGUCACAGUGUUCACGGUCAUCUCGCUGAUGUACCUCACUCGCAACAAGGACAGAGCCUCGUCAGGGUCCCACCGGAUUCAUGUCAAGAGCAGAAACCCCGUGACAAGUCAAGCACUAUGGACGUCGCUGCUUCCCAGUAAAGCAGUUAGUCGAGAACAAGCCGCUGGCAGUAGCAGCGAAAGGAGGGUACUCUCACCGAAUCUCAGCAUGACAAAGAAAGGACAAGCAGUGGAGAACCUCGUCGGCAAACAAGGUCUGAAGAAUCUUGGCGCAAGAGGAACCAACUUUACAAGACCCAGAGCGUCGGUCACAAGUACUGGGUCCAACAAGAGCAAGGAGGUUGAAGUUCCCCAGGGCACAGAGCAAAGUUCCUGCGAGGAACAGAAAAACAUCCUGCUGCUUAAGACUCACAAGACGGGCAGCUCUACGCUCCAGAACGUCCUGUAUCGCUUUGGCGAUGCUAGACACUUGACCUUUGCCCUGCCCAAGGUGGACGUGUACAUGGGUUGCCCGGUCAAGUUUAAGCCGUCGUUUGCCUUGCCGUCCCCUACAGGGACGUACAACAUCUUGGCCAACCAUGCCCGGUUCCACAGAGAGAACAUGAAGAAAGUGAUGGCACCAGGAACCAAGUUCAUCACGAUCCUCCGUUACCCUCCCAAGCAGUUUGAGAGCAUGUACAGCUUCUAUGCCAUGGAGAGGACGUACAGGUGCCCCCUGGAGAAGUUUGCCUCCUCCCCACGGACCUUCUAUGAGAAGUACAGCCCGAAGAACCCGAGGCACAGUGCGCUGAACCCAAUGCUGUACGACCUGGGGCUGGACUCCAGCGCUAUGGGGGACAGCGCAGCAGUAGACCAAUGGAUCCAGUCCCUUGGCGAGUCCUUCGAGCUAGUCUUGAUCGCCGAACACUUGAAGGAGUCUCUGAUUCUCCUGAAGGAUCUGAUGUGCUGGACGUUUGACGACAUCACCUACUUCACCAGCAACGCCCGCAGCGGCAUGCUGGUCAAGCGCCUGUCGCCCGCCACAGAGCAGGGCCUCCUGGAGUGGCAUAGCGGCGACUUCCAGCUGUACCGGCAUUUCAACGCCGUGCUCUGGACAAAGGUGGAGCAAUACGGCGUGCGGCGAAUGGCGGCGGACGUCGCGGAGCUGGAGCAGCGGAACCGGGAGCUGAAGAGCCGCUGCCUGCAGGGCAAGAAGGAGGUCAGUGAGAUGAGUGGACGGACGCUGGUGGAAAGGUACGUGCUUCGGCCGGAGGCCAAAAAGGACAUGCAGUGUAAGAGGAUAACCUACUCGGCAGUCGACUACCUGAACAUCCUGAAGAACAAGAUGAAACUGCAGCGGCCAGGGAAGAUCACAGUCGUGAAGUCCACCGGUGGAGGUGCUUAGGCAUUGCUAAGGGUUCAGGGGGGGUCAACGUUCUCCUUUCCAGAUUGUGAACGUGCAAACACUCUCACAGCUUAAAUGCCAUGAGCACAAAAGCAGAGUACAUGCAGAUGUAAUGUAACCGAAGUUUGCUUUGGGGACUUUUACCUUGGCACGUCCUUCAGAUGUCCCACCAUAUAUCCAUACCCUACCUCUCUGCGCCCCACUCAUGUUGCACAUGAGAGAUGGAACAAUGCGAGGACAACUUCAUCCGUAACCCCAACUGGACCUCUAAAUUUGUUGAAGAUUUAUACUUGCGGUGUCUCAAUCCCUCUGCAUGAUUCUGUUUGAUACGACUGGGUGAUCAAAAGCUUGAUGUCGGUUCUCCAAGUUCAUCUUUUUUAGGAUGGGAACACUGCUUUUCACUGUUUCUUUUUCUGCCCCUUGCGUUAGGUAUUUUGUGUGUUUUCAAAUUUUUCACUUUAGAGCCCCCCUUAACAAUUAAGGUGCAAAAUUGGUUCUUGGAGCUAGAAUUCUCAAAAGGUUUCGUUUUCAUGAUAUUUAUCUUCUCACUUUUCUGCUU